Molecule: messenger RNA, 1014 nt
Organism: Danaus chrysippus (African queen)
Lineage: Eukaryota; Metazoa; Arthropoda; Insecta; Lepidoptera; Nymphalidae
Source: the annotation of a GenBank genome assembly
UUGGCUGCCCUGGUCAAAAGGCAGGUUAUUCAUCAACCGCUACCAGCAGUUUCCCUCCGCUCAGCCUACGCUCUUGGCGUAGAGGUGUGCCUUGAUCGACGUCCUGUCCGAGUGUUUGCCUUUUAUAGGCCGCCGGGUGGCCGCCUGGAGGAGAGCGACAUCCACGCACUCCUAGACCAGGCAACCCCCACCAUCAUCGCAGGCGACUUUAAUUGCAAGCACACGGCAUGGAACUCGACACACGACGACGCCAACGGGCAAAAGCUUCUAAACGACGCGGAGAGGGAAGGGUAUGCAGUAAUGGGCCCAGAGGUCCCAACGCACUACCCCUACCAACAUACCGCCGCGCCUGACGUCAUCGACCUCACGUUAGUGCAGGGCCUGAACACAGACCCAUCGAUCGACGUACUAGAUGACCACGUGAUGUCGGAUCACCAACCGGUCCUGGUCACUAUCGAUCUGGCGCCGAUCCGUAGGGAAAUCCCGCCCCCGCGUCACAGACAGGACUGGCGCAUCUUCGCAGACCACCUGUCGAAGAACUUGCGGUCGUUUCGAGUGGACAGCCCCGACGAUGUGGACCGCCUUGCCCUCGAGCUCACCGAGUCUAUCACCCGGGCACUCGAGGCCUCGCGGCUAAGCACCACAUCGCACCGGAAACGACCGCAGUUGCCUGCCGGGAUACGUGACAUGAUAGAGGACAAAAGGAGGCUGCGUAGAUUAUACCAGCGCACCCGAUGCCCGACCAUCAAGUCCCAGCUCAACGCUCUGGCGGAGAGAGUCUCAGCGGUGUUGGAGGACCACGCUGUAGACUCCUGGUACAAGACCAUCGAGCGAGCUGGAGAGGACUGGUCGGGACGGCGCCUCGCCGCGGCAAUUAUCACCAAACGAGACACCAGGGCUGCAAACGCCCACCACAACGACCCGCCUGUUUUUACAGGCGGAGUGGAGGCCAGCUUAGGGGGCCGUUGCCCCGACAAGCUCACCUCGACCCUCCCUACAGGGGGCCUGAGAUGA